Molecule: messenger RNA, 2037 nt
Organism: Dendrobium catenatum
Lineage: Eukaryota; Viridiplantae; Streptophyta; Magnoliopsida; Asparagales; Orchidaceae
Product: synaptotagmin-3
Exons: 12
Coding region: 142-1770 (542 amino acids)
Cellular component (GO): endoplasmic reticulum
Molecular function (GO): lipid binding
Source: RefSeq, a predicted model, not a curated record
UUUUGGUUGUUAUCAUCGAUAGCUAGCUUGUUCUCUAGUUUCUGAACUCUGACCCCGUCAUCUUCUUCUCCUUUCUUUGCUUUUAGGUUCGAUCCCGUCUUCUCCGAAUCGUCGAUUCGAUGCAUUGGCAGCUUAGAGCUGAUGGGUUUUGUGGGUACUUUGUUGGAAGUCAUUGGCUUUGGCUUUGGAUUACCGAUUGGACUCUUGAUCGGAUACAUCCUCUUCAUCUUCUACAACAAUCACAGCGAUGUGAAGGAACCCAUUGUUAGACCUCUGAUUGACCUGGACUCAAAGAGCUUGCAUAAAGUCCUACCUGAGAUUCCGGCUUGGUUGAAGCAUCCUGACUAUGACAGAGUUGAUUGGAUGAACAAGUUUAUUUUCGAGAUGUGGCCCUACUUAAAUAAGGCAAUAUGCAACACAAUAAGAAUCACAUUGAGACCCACAUUCGACCAAUACAUUGGGAAGUAUGGUAUAGAGUCCAUCGACUUUGACGACUUUACGCUUGGCAGUUUUCCUCCUACGAUUCAUGGUGUUAAAGUUAUAGAGACUCAAUUAAAUGAACUGGUUAUUGAGCCCAAGGUUCGAUGGGCUGGCAAUUGCAGUAUCACUGUGGCUUUAAAACUUUUUUCCUUUAAAUUUACAGUACAGUUGUUAGAUUUACAAGCAUUCUUGGCCCCUCGUAUUACUCUAAAACCGCUAGUUCCAAGCUUCCCAUGCUUUGCAAGCAUAAUUAUUUCUUUGGUUGAAAAGCCUUUUAUUGACUUCGGGCUUAAGCUGCUUGGCGCUGACAUCAUGGCUAUUCCUAUUUUAUAUCGCUUUGCUCAGGAUAUGAUCUCAUCGGAAAUUUCAAAUAUGUACCAUUGGCCUAAUGAUAUGGAGAUACCAAUUCUGGAUAAUCUUAGUGUAGCCAUCAAGAAGCCAGUGGGCAUAUUACAUGUAAAGGUUGUACGGGCAUUUAACCUCUUGAAGAUGGACAUCCUUGGUAAAUCUGAUCCUUACGUCAAGCUGAGUUUGAGUGAGGAUAGACUACCAUCAAAGAAAACCUCAGUUAAGAUGAGUAAUCUGAAUCCCGAAUGGUAUGAAAAUUUCAAGCUUAUUGUGAAGGAUCCUCAAACCCAAGUUCUUCAGCUGCACUUGUACGACUGGGAAAAGGUAAAAGCACAUGAUAAAUUGGGCAUGCAGGUUGUGCCACUGAGUUCACUUAUCCCUCAUGAGAUGAAGGAAAUUACACUUGAUCUUGUAAAGAACAUGAACCCAAAUGAUCCACAUAAUAAAAAGGAUAGAGGGAAGCUUGUGGUGGAAUUGACAUAUGAACCUUUUAGAGAAGAAGCUAGUGGAGUUUUAGGCGGCGAAGGAAAGCCCGGUAGCCUGACAAGAAGUUAUUCACUAGAAAGCUCAUCUGGUAAUGGUGUUCUUUCUGUAACAAUUGAAAGUGCUGAACAUGUUGAGGGAAAGCAUCACAACAAUCCCUAUGUAGUAAUUCUUUUUAGAGGAGAAACCAAAAAGACCAAGGUUGUCAAGAGAAGCAGGGAUCCAAGGUGGAAUGAAGGCUUUCAGUUCAUGUUAGACGAGCCGCCGGUCAACGAUUUCAUGCACAUUGAAGUUUUGAGCAAAAGAAGGGGCUUAAAUUGUUAUCCCAAGGAAUCUCUUGGCCAUGUUGAUCUUAAGCUCGCAGAUGUUGUCAAUAAUGGGCGCAUCAAUGAGAAGUUUCAUCUCAUAAACUCUAAGAAUGGUGUGAUUCACAUUGAGCUAAUAUGGAGCACUGUCUGAACAACCGGUUAACAGGUGCUGUAAAUUUUUCGUUUGAAUUAUAUUUGAAGGUGGAUUAUAAACAAAGGCUUCGUUUGGGACGGCUUUCUUAUUGCUUCUUAAAGUAGCUUCUCAGUACAAAAAUUAAAAUUAUUGUAUUAAGAAGUUGUUUUAAGAAGCAGAAAGAAAGCCGUCCCAAACGAAACCAAAAUUUAAUACAUUUCUACACCAUUUUGCAUUCAUUUCAAUAAAAUAUUUUUGUGAACCGCAUAGUGGCAUAUAAGAAUC